AAGUAUCCAACUUGGGCAAAGAUCUAAUUCUCUGAUUCACUUCCCCGCAUGCCUCUGCACAGCCCAGAAGCCGACACAAACUGGAUAGGGAAACACGCCGGCAUUCAAGCCGUUCUGGGUCUCUCAUCUUAUGCAUCAAUCUUUACGCUUGGGUUUCUUGAAAUAAUUUUAUGCCCGCCGUGAAUGCUUGAUUUUAGCUUCAGUCAUAUUAAGUAGCCGAGGUAUGGAUUUGAUAGUGCAUACACAUCGUACCCAUGAAGGGUUUUGCUUAUUUCAACACUUCCAUGGAGAAAAUAGUAGAAGCAGCAGUGGUUUUGCUGGAGUUAGAGUUAGGGCUAAAGUUGAUUCAAGCAUGAAAGUCUCUCUAGGAGUUAGAAAGUUUAAACGGAGUCGGGUUUUUGCUGUUUCUGGGGUCGAAGCUUUUCGUUCCAAUGGUAAAGUUCAAAGUUUUGAUAAGCCGCCAAAUGGGCAGUUGGGAAAUGGGCACGUUCCUUCGAAUCCAAUGGAUUCUUUGCCGAAUCUGGGGGAAGUUGAAAGCAAUAAUCAUCUCCGUAAAUUGGUUAGGAAUGGGGAAUUAGAGGAAGGUUUCAGGUUUCUGGAGAGCAUGGUUUAUCGAGGGGAUAUUCCUGAUAUAGUUCCCUGUACAAGUUUGAUUCGUGGUUUUUGCAAGAUUGGGAAAACUAGGAAGGCAGCUAGGGUUAUGGAGAUAGUAGAGGACUCGGGGGCUGUUCCUGAUGUAAUCACUUACAAUGUGUUGACUAGUGGGUAUUGUAAGGCAGGGGAGAUUGAUAAAGCCUUAAGGGUUCUGGACCGAAUGGGUGUUGCCCCUGAUGUUGUUACAUAUAAUACAAUUCUCCGUGCUUUGUGUGAUAGUGGAAAAUUGAAACAAGCAAUGGAAGUUCUUAAUAGACAGUUGGAAAAGGAGUGCUAUCCAGAUGUAAUUACAUAUACCAUAUUAAUUGAGGCGACUUGCAGGGAAGGUGGGGUUGGGCAAGCCAUGAAGCUCUUAGAUGAGAUGCGAAGUAGGGGAUGCAAACCAGAUGUGGUUACUUACAAUGUUCUUGUCAAUGGAAUAUGCAAGGAAGGGAGGUUAGAUGAAGCGAUCAAGUUCUUAAACAACAUGCCAUCAUAUGGAUGCCAACCUAAUGUGAUUACACAUAAUAUUAUUUUGCGUAGCAUGUGCAGCACUGGCAGGUGGAUGGAUGCUGAGAGGCUACUGGCUGAAAUGGUUCGGAAAGGUUGUUCUCCUAGUGUUGUUACUUUCAACAUAUUGAUUAAUUUCUUGUGCCGUAAGGGCUUAUUAGGUCGAGCAAUUGACAUACUGGAGAAGAUGCCUAGGCAUGGAUGCACUCCAAAUUCCUUAAGUUACAACCCGUUGCUUCAUGGUUUUUGCAAAGAAAAGAAGAUGGAAAGGGCAAUUGAGUACCUGGAGAAAAUGGUGUCUAGGGGUUGUUAUCCGGAUAUUGUGACAUACAACACUCUUCUCACAGCACUAUGCAAAGAUGGGAAGGUUGAUGCUGCAGUUGAGAUACUUAAUCAGCUAAGUUGUAAAGGAUGUUCACCAGUUUUGAUCACUUACAACACUGUGAUUGAUGGGCUUUCCAAGGUGGGAAAAACAGAUGAAGCUGUGGAACUAUUGAAAGAGAUGCGAGCAAAGGAUCUCAAGCCUGAUAUAAUCACUUACUCUUCACUUAUUGGCGGGCUAAGCAGAGAAGGAAAGGUUGAUGAAGCAAUUAAAUCCUUUCAUGAUUUGGAAGGGCUGGGGAUUAAACCUAAUGCUAUCACCUACAAUGCUGUCAUGUUGGGACUUUGUAAGGCUCGACAGACCGACCGUGCAAUUGACUUCUUGGCUUAUAUGGUAUCAAGGGGAUGUAAACCCACUGAAGUUUCAUACACCAUACUCAUUGAAGGCAUAGCUUAUGAAGGUUUAGCAAAGGAGGCUUUAGAGUUGUUGAAUGAGCUGUGCUUAAGAGGAGUUGUGAAGAAAAGUUCGGCUGAAAAGGUGGCAGUAAGGAUGUAGCUUACUCUCUAUUUAGCGGGUUGCUUCCAGAUGCUGGUCUCUGGUAACUUAUUCCUUGGAUUGUUUCCUGUGCUUCUCUGGCAUAAUUGAUUUCAUAAGGGUCCUGCCUUAGUUCUUCCUGAUCUUAGUUUUUAACCGUUCACAAUGAGCGAAAUUGUUCAGUUUUGAUAGGUUCGUCUAUGUGGUUCUAAUAUUGGUAGCUAGCUUCAUGCCACAUGACUUUCACUGGGGCUAUCUCUUCUGGUUUUAGUUAUAGACACUCAUCCAAGUUUUUGCUUUCAUCUAUACCUUGCUGCUCAUCCUUAGUAAAAUGAUUUCGCCUGGUUGUUUGUUUGUACGUUGUUUAGUGAUAAAAAUUUGAUAUUACAUAUAUAUAUAAUUUUUUAUUUAA
Messenger RNA from Manihot esculenta (cassava), 2411 nucleotides. Its product is annotated as pentatricopeptide repeat-containing protein At1g09900. Gene Ontology annotation, molecular function: protein binding. The record is from RefSeq and is a predicted model, not a curated record. Lineage: Eukaryota; Viridiplantae; Streptophyta; Magnoliopsida; Malpighiales; Euphorbiaceae. The transcript has 2 exons. The coding region runs from base 224 to 2020 and encodes 598 amino acids.